Messenger RNA from Nilaparvata lugens (brown planthopper), 2941 nucleotides. RefSeq names its product sortilin-related receptor. Lineage: Eukaryota; Metazoa; Arthropoda; Insecta; Hemiptera; Delphacidae. The transcript is spliced from 11 exons. Gene Ontology annotation, molecular function: protein binding. The record is from RefSeq and is a predicted model, not a curated record. Gene Ontology annotation, cellular component: plasma membrane. The coding region runs from base 517 to 2460 and encodes 647 amino acids.
GAUUUCCUGCGUAGCAGUCACACAACAGCGGAAAAUCAACAAGGGCGAAGAAGGAAACACACCUGAUCCACCCAUUCACUUCUCGUUCAUUCACAAACAGUGUUGCCGUUGACAAUGAAUGGACGGGACGGGACGCUUUACUAUCGUUUACUAUGCCUAGUAAAACGCUGGAUGAGAGUUGUGGUGGGAGGGGUGGAGUAGCUAGAUUGAAUGGCGGGAUUCGGUCCGCUCAUUUAGUCGCAUUACAGCAUCCAAGACUUCUUAAUGCGCGAAAAAAAUCCCUUGCAAGCAGCCGCCUCGCAAACCACCAUUCAAACCUACUGCCUUCUUCCCAGUUCCCGCUCUUUUGAACUUCCCCGACCCCUCCAAUAUUCCUCAUUCUUCUUCCUGUUAAUUCAUUGGCCAAAUCGCCUUAUGCCUUCCCAUGUCUGACCUGACUCCCUCCUCGGCAUUUGCUCUUCUGCUCUCAGCCGAUGUCUGACCUUCGUCAACCGUUCGCCGUACCUGUCAUUAACGAUGGAAAAUCCCUGUUUCCUGGUAGAAGAUCCUAACUCGAGUUGGUUUUUCAAAAUAAUGCACCGGAACAACGCCGCCAACGCGUCGCCGACCGGCGUGCACAAUCAAACCGUACCGAACAACGAAAACAAGAACAAUGCGAACAUCGAUUAUCGUCUGAGCAACGACGGUUUCGUCUGUCGCCUGCCGACUGUCUCCACAGCGGACGACGGUCGCUACGCGGAGAAGCGGGAGAUCUCGAUCAUCUACGAACCGAGAGGCGUCGCGCCGACACCCGCGUCGAAAGCGACGCCCCCGCCUGCGACCGCGAAUGAGACCAAACUGAAGAAGGAGUGGUGUCCGUCUGGCUGGCGGCUGGAGCUGGCUGACCAUAAGCACGCUCCCACCGGCAGGAAAGUGGCCACUGUCUUUUGUGCUCUGGCUCUUUCUACCGUCAUCACCCUACUCGCCACUGCCGCUGUUGUCUAUAUUCUGCGCACAGUUCAUACGUCGUCAGUGAACAGCACGAAACGCAGCACAUGGUUCGGUGUCGUGAUGGUGAAUGGAGAAUUUAGAAUCACGAAUGAAGUAUUUAGAAAUACGCUCUCAAAUCAUGAAACGCUUGACUUCCAGCAUUUGUCUUCAAAAAUCAGCUCUGAGCUGGACAAUUUGUUUGGGAAGAGCGUUCUGUCGGAGGACUACCACUCGUCUGUGGUGACGGCGCUGGAGCCAGGCCUGAAGGUGCACUGUUGGCUGGCCUUGCGGCCGUCCUCGCAGUUCAUGCCAGGCCGCGUCGGCAUGGCCUUCCUCGGCGGCCUUCACCACCAGCAUGGCAAUGCCUGGCUCGGAAACUACACCGUCGACAUACAGUCCAUCGGCUUCGAAUCGAAAGUGGAAGAAAUAGCUUGGUCGAACUGGUCGGACUGGAGUGAAUGCAAGGUGCUGCCAGGAGGGAGAAGAGUGCAGGUGCGUACACGCAACUGUGUGCUGCAGAGCGGUCUGCACCUGAGCCGAGCUGAUCCCUGCUAUCUGCUCGACAACCAUCCAAGUGUCGACACCAUCGACUGCCUGCCUCCUGUCGAUCACAACACGACACCUCCCAUCGAACAAACGCCCACCACUGAGACUCGAGUCUACAACAAACCACACACUGAUGCAGUCAAGAGCACCGACAAGCAGCGAGCCAAUCCACUCACAUCCACUACAUUGUCUGCUCUUCUCAGAGAUAAUAAAUAUACCAGGGAAAAUUCGAUUCCCAAGGUCACAACUGAGGAACCACUACCGGCAUCCCAAAAUUAUUCAACAUAUGAGAAGAGACAAUGUGGUUUGUGUGUUGGUGGCGAGGUAUGCGUUGCUGUGAGGGAUGAUCCUGUGCCAUACUGCCGAUCUAUAGUUGAUUAUAAUGAUCCGACUGGUUGUGGAGGUCAUUGCAAAAUCAAUGUAGAGCUUUGCCAGAGACUACAGAAAGACAUCUAUAGGUGCGUUGAUGAUUCUCAGUGCCUGGAAGAUGAAUGGCAAUGUAGUAACAGACUAUGCAUUCCUAUAUCGAAACGAUGUGAUGGAUAUUUCAACUGCUACGACAACACAGACGAAUUCGAUUGUGAUUGCAAUUUGAAAACACAUUUCCAUUGUGGGAAUUUGCUGUCAUGUUUACCAAACAGUAAGAAGUGUAAUGGAAUCGUUGACUGUUGGGAUGCUUCAGAUGAAUUCAAUUGCACUAAAGAUUGCCUGAGCAGUGGCCAAUUCACAUGCAACGAUAGCCAGUGUAUUGCCAGCAAUCAGUUCUGUGAUGGAUUUCCGGAUUGCCUCGACCAGUCGGAUGAGCCGAAAGGGUGUGGCGGAGAAUGCAACAACAAUGAGUGGAAAUGCGGGAAUAAUAGAUGCAUACCGAAAAGUGAUAUCUGCAAUGGCUUCGACAACUGUGGAGAUAAUUCGGAUGAGACGUCAUGUGGCAAUGUCAGUUGAGGAUCCUAUUAGAUUUAAGAAUUCAAGCCAAAGUAAAUUUAUAUACCAUUACGGUACUUAACUGAUUAUUGUAAAUAUUCAAAUACUGUAUCUACACAAAUUAUUUAUGAAUGUUUAUCGAACUAUGAAUAGAUUAACUUUUAAAAACUGUAGCAUCAUCAGGCUCAAAUUGAAUAGUAAUCAGUCUUCCUUGGAGUACAUUCAAUUUUACUUUCUUUUAUAGUCUUCUUAACUUAUUUGUACGGCGCAUUUAUUGCCACUAAUCAUUGUGUAAUCUAUUUGUACAUAAUUUGUAAGAUAAAGAUAUUUAUAUGAAAAAUGUAAUACAUGUAUGUAGAUUGAAAAGUUAUGAAUUAUUAUAAAGUUUACUUAAUUAUUAAUUUAUAAUUAAGAUAAGAAUUGAAAGUAUUAGUAAACUAUAAGAUAGUUACAUGAAUGUAUUAGAAUUGUCAUUGAAAAUAAAGUGAUACUUUUAUAGAAA